AUGCCUUUCGGAAUCCUGGAGUGUAAGAAGAUGGAAGUUGUGCCUGGCACGGCUUUCAUGACCGACCAGGAUGACCUCCCGCCAGAGUACGCCGAGAUCCCCCGCGAGCAGCUCAAGCACGGAACGGGGCGGUACGCCGACGUGAUCCUCGUGCCGCAGCCGUCGGACGACCCCAACGACCCUCUCAACUGGCCGCAAUGGCGCAAAGAGCUAAUCCUCUGCAUCUGCGGGCUCUCGGCCGCGGUGGUGGGCGCGUACGGGCCGAUGCUGUCGCCAGGGUUUCUGGAGAUCGCGGCGAACCUGGACAUCUCGAUCGACGUGCUGGCGCAGUCGACCGCCUGGCUGAUCCUGUGCAUCGGCCUGAGCCUGUUCAUCACCAACCCGCUGGCCAAGAUUAUCGGCCGCCGCCCGGUCUAUCUGGUUGCUAUCAUUAUCAUGUUUGUGACGAGCGUCUGGGGCGCCACCGUGCAGCGGUAUGAUUCGUUUUUGGGGAGCCGCAUUGUGGCCGGGUUUGGUAUGGCGCCGUUUGAGGUGUUGGUGCAGUGCACGAUCGGGGAUAUGUACUUUGUGCAUGAGCGCGCGACGAGGAUUGCGCUUUGGAGUUUGUUCCUGCUGACAGGCAUCAGCGGCGGUUCUCUGGUGGCUGGGUACAUCAUUGAGCGGGACGGGUACCAGUGGACGUUUGGCGUGUGUGCCAUCUUCUUUGGCGUGCUGAUGCUAGCUGUGUUCUUCCUGGUCCCUGAGACGGCGUACAGGAGAAAUGCGGUGACGGUGAUCCAGUCCAGCGAGGCGGAGCCUGGUGUUGAGGGCAGUGUCCGGCGCAUGAAGCUUGGGCAUGAGCACGAUGUUGCUGGGGUCAGCGAUGAGAAGGAGGGAUCGACUGGUUCGGAAUCGACCGUGAUCCCGAAGAAGCAGACCUACCUGCAGUCCCUGCGGGUCUACAGCGGCCGCUACUCGCGCGCCCCGGGCUGGAAGCCCUUUGCAAGGCCGGUAGUGAUGCUCUUCUAUCCGGCCGUUAUGUGGGGAUUCCUGGUUUAUGGCACCGUCAUCACCUGGAUCGUCGUCUUCUCCGUGGUAAACGCCGCUAUAUUCAACGUGGCGCCCUACAACUUCAGCGUCAGCCAGACAGGCCUCAUCAGCCUCUCGCCCUUCAUCAUGACCAUCAUUGGCGAGAUCGUGUCGGGCCCCCUCAACGACUGGAUCUGUGUCUACCUCACCAAAAAGAAUAAAGGCAUCUACGAGCCCGAGUUCCGGCUACCGCUCAUGGCCGUCGCCAUGGUUCUCGGCAUCGUCGGCUUCUACGGCUUUGGCGCGACUGUCCAUUACCAGACCCACUGGACCGGCCCCGUGCUUUGCUUUGGCUUUGCCAACAUGAGCUUGGUGUUUGCCGCCACCUGCGUGUUUGGCUACAUUGUGGACAGCUACAAGAGCCAUAACGAGGAGGCGCUCGUGGCUAUUAACGCUAGGAACCUGCUUACUUUUGGCCUGACGUACUUUGUCAACUCGUGGCUGGAAGCCCAGGGGCCCUUGGUUGUCUUUACCAUUCUGGGGUCGUUGUUUGUGUUUGUCACGUUGUUGACCAUUCCCAUGUGGAUCUUUGGCAAGAAGUUUCGCAGUUUUACGGGCCGCAACCCUUGGCUGCAGCGGUUCAUGAACGAUGACCACUGA
This is a messenger RNA of Chaetomium globosum CBS 148.51, 1668 nucleotides long. RefSeq lists its product as uncharacterized. The record is from RefSeq and is a predicted model, not a curated record. Lineage: Eukaryota; Fungi; Ascomycota; Sordariomycetes; Sordariales; Chaetomiaceae. Gene Ontology annotation, molecular function: transmembrane transporter activity. The coding region runs from base 1 to 1668 and encodes 555 amino acids. The transcript has 5 exons. Gene Ontology annotation, biological process: transmembrane transport.